Molecule: messenger RNA, 944 nt
Organism: Scophthalmus maximus (turbot)
Lineage: Eukaryota; Metazoa; Chordata; Actinopteri; Pleuronectiformes; Scophthalmidae
Product: cytochrome b-c1 complex subunit Rieske, mitochondrial
Exons: 2
Coding region: 110-832 (240 amino acids)
Biological process (GO): mitochondrial electron transport, ubiquinol to cytochrome c
Cellular component (GO): membrane
Molecular function (GO): 2 iron, 2 sulfur cluster binding; quinol-cytochrome-c reductase activity
Source: RefSeq, a predicted model, not a curated record
UAGUUUCUGGUACAGCAGAUCAGAGUGAGACACAUAAUAUUCACACAAGCACGCACGCAAGGUCGUAUCCCCAACUGCGGGGUGAAAGGGUUUUAUUUCGGGGGCAGAGAUGAUGUCCGUAGUCGCCCGCUCCGGGGUCCUUACCUCCUUCUUGAGGACAACGAACCACGCGGUGAAAAGUUUGGUUCUCACGAGAGCCAAGGAGCUGGUGCCUGCUGCCGCUCCUGGAGGCAUCCGUCUUGGCCACACGGACGUCAAGAUUCCUGACUUUUCAGACUACCGCCGCACCGAGGUCACUGACCCCAAAAAGUCGUCCCAGGGUAGCAGCGAGGAAAGAAGGGUGUUCUCCUACCUCGUCACUGGAGCUUCUACUGUGCUGGGCGUCUAUGCGGCCAAGACGGUGGUCUCCCAGUUUGUCACAUCCAUGAGUGCGUCAGCCGAUGUCCUGGCCUUGUCCAAGAUUGAGAUCAAGCUGGGUGACAUCCCCGAGGGCAAAAACAUGACCUUCAAGUGGAGAGGAAAGCCCCUGUUCGUGCGCCACCGCACAGAGAAGGAAAUCGCCACGGAGGCUGCCGUGAACCUGGGGGAGCUGCGUGACCCCCAGCACGACAAGGAUAGAGUGCAGAACCCCAGCUGGGUCAUCGUCCUUGGCGUGUGCACCCAUCUUGGUUGCGUGCCCAUCGCCAACGCUGGAGACUUCGGAGGAUACUACUGUCCCUGCCACGGCUCCCACUACGACGCUUCAGGAAGAAUUAGAAAGGGACCAGCUCCUCUGAACCUGGAGGUUCCCUUCUAUGAGUUCCCCGACGAUGACACUGUCAUUGUUGGAUAAAUACUGGAGCUCUGUCACUGUUUCUCUCUGUAAUGUAUUUUUAAAUGGCGCUGCGAAAGAGAUGGGGAGGGUUGACAAAUAUGUAAUUGUACUAAUAAAGAGAUAUAUCCAA